Aureobasidium musti is the source of this 2949-nucleotide messenger RNA. The record is from the annotation of a GenBank genome assembly. Lineage: Eukaryota; Fungi; Ascomycota; Dothideomycetes; Dothideales; Saccotheciaceae.
UGCCUGGCCUCGAUGAGUUGGAACUUGCUCGAGCGCUUCAUCGAGUCGGAACACUUCAACCGGGAUCCGUCGUUGACUGUGGCCUAUCUGGCUCGAUACGCCGACCAUGUUGGAAUCCAAUACGUUCUCUGCUCCAAGCUGCGCCAGUUCAGCUAUGAAGACAUCGAGUUUUUCCUGCCGCAGCUAUGCCACCUGGUCAUGUCGCUGGACAAUGAAAGCAUGGCCCUCGAGGACUUUAUCCUAGAUCUAUGCGAGGAGUCGGUGAAUGGCGCUCUCCUGACGUACCUCCGCGACCUCGCCCAAACUCCCACUUCCAACGCUUUCAAGACGUGUCGUCGCAUCUACAACCGAGUCCAACGAAUCGUCUUUGGUUCAUCUGAGCCCGUCCGUCGAGAGAAGAUUACCGAGAAUGUCCUGCCCGUCACUCUGUUGUCCAGUCUUGUGCUCGGUGCUAUAGCUGCGCCCUUCCUCCCCCGUCAUGCUGGUCCACUGGCCAUAGCACAAGCCAGGAGGCCGCGUCCUGUCGAAGAGACCAUCUCCGACAACAUACAACCACAGCGCAUUUCAAGAAGUCAUACUGUUUCAGGCGCCUCUGCUCGCUCGAGAAGGCCUCGUCCUCCUCCACAAGCGACCAAGGAUGUUUCGACUCCACCAGGCACCUCGACACCCAAGAAAGCGUCGCGACCCAUGUCAAUGCUGGUCAAAGAUAGCCCGACACCGGCGAAAGAGUCGCCCAGCAACCGCGCCAUGGCAGAAGCUUUGCGCGCAACACAAAAUAACAAGGCCUUUGCAAGCACAUCGUCUCUUCCAGAGCUUCCCUCACAGCCAGCUCCUGAGGCCCCGCGUUUGUCUCGCCAGCAUACAGAACACUCUGUCCGCCGCCAUUCCGCUAGUACAAAGGCCAUCAAUCUUGCCAACCUAUCGCGUUCACAAAAAGUCCGCAUGCUUCGGUCAAACUAUUUCCGCAGUCAGACACAGUUCCUCAGUGCCCUUGAAGAUAUCUCCAAUCGAUUGGUUGCUGUGCCAAAGCCUGCUAGAUUGAGUGCUCUUCGUGCUGAGCUCGCCCUCAUUGCCCAGGAUUUGCCUGCAGAGGUCGAUGUGCCCCUGCUCUGUCCUGCGACUCUUCCAGAUGGCAGUGCUAGCCGAAGUCAACAUCACCGUAUCAUCAGGCUCAACCCUGCCGAAGCCACUAGUCUGAACAGUGCCGAGAGAGUACCUUAUCUGUUGAUGGUAGAGGUCUUGCGGGAAGAUUUCGAUUUCGAUCCUGAUUCUGACCAGAAUACACAACUUCUUACCAAGCUGGUACUUGAGAAGGGUAAACCUAAGCGUCGUCUCUUUGAUAUUACAGAUGCAUCACGAGAAUCUGCUCGCUACCAGACUGAAACUACAGUCGAGAACGAUAGUGUUUUGGAACCUGCGUCCGGCGAUCUGGCUAGCCCUGCUUUGCUGCAAGAAUUGGAAGGACAUGACACUCCCCGUAACAUUUCUAGAUCACAUACUCCUUCCAACGCCGCUAUGUUGAGAGAGCUUCCUCGACUAUCCAGCGGUGUGAGCACUUUGUCGUCAUUAAGCCUGACGACCCCUCGAACAUCUGACCUGCCAAUGAGUAGAUCUGUCAGUCCCUCACCUUUUGCUUCAGCGGCUGGCCGCUCGCAAGCAUCAGACCAACCCGACUUUUCUGCUUUGGCAACUCACAUGCGAGCUGCUUCGUCCAUGCUCUCACAACUCGACAUGAGCAGCUCAAAACGGCCAAAGGCCGAAGUCGCCGCUAUCAAAGCGAGAAUCAUUGCCAGUAUGCAAAGUCUGGAAGAGCAGAGUUUCUACACUGACGACACGGCACACGCCACAAACUUUGACGCCAUCAUGGCUAAUGCGAACAACAUUGGCUCACAUGCAGAGCCAGCCGACAUCGAAGACCCGGCCUUGGAAGCUGCAGAAGCAGAUCCCAACUUGAGUUCAAACGCAGGUGCCGCACGCAUGGAAAACGACAUCAAGACCGGAGGCGUACAGCGCAAAGGCGACCGCGACGACCCUUCAGCAGCAACCUUUGGCGAAGCCUGGGAAAUGAAGAAAGAACGUAUUCGCCGCUCUUCUCCUUAUGGCUGGAUGAAGAACUGGGACUUGAUUUCCAUGAUCGUAAAGACCGGAGCGGAUUUACGUCAAGAAGCCUUUGCGUGUCAACUUAUCGCUGUGUGUUCGAAGAUCUGGGCGGAAGCUGAGUGUGACGUUUGGGUUAAGAAUAUGCGUAUUCUUGUGACGGGAGAGUCUUCGGGUUUGAUUGAAACAAUCACCAACGGUGUUUCUUUACACUCUCUCAAACGCUCUUUAACACUUUCUUCCAUCGCUUCUGGCACCAACCCUCGCAAACGCAUCGCCACCUUGCACGACCACUUCACCACCACAUUCGGCAAACCAGAUUCUGCAGCUUACGUCUCUGCAGUCGACAACUUUGCUAAGAGUCUCGCUGCAUACUCUGUCAUCUCAUACAUCCUCCAACUCAAAGACCGACACAACGGAAACAUCCUAAUCGACAAUGUGGGCCACAUCGUCCACAUCGAUUUCGGCUUCAUGCUGUCCAACACCCCAGGCAGCAUGGGUUUCGAAGCCGCCCCUUUUAAGCUCACCCAAGAAUACAUUGAUGUAUUGGGAGGCCUGGAGUCCUCUGCAUUUACAUCCUUUAAGCAACACAUGAAAAAUGCAUUCCAAGCUUUACGUCGCGAAGCAGAGAGAAUAGUCAUGCUAGUAGAACUCAUGGGCAGAGAAAGCAGGAUGCCGUGUUAUUCAGGCGGUGUGGUGAAUGUGGUUAAUGCAUUGAGGCAGAGAUUUGUGCUGGAAAAAAGUAAAGAGGAGGCAGGGGUUUGGGUGGAGGAGUUGGUGGCCAAGAGUGCGGGAAGUUAUUAUACUAGGCUUUACGAUACUUUCCAGUACCGGACUCAAGGGAUCUAUUAG